AUGAAAAACGGACAAAUGAAAGAAUCGUGCACUGGUGUCGCCGAUCUUGAAGACGUUCAGCCAGAUAUCUUUGUGGCAUUCUGCGAGUUUGCGUAUCAUGGCACGUACAAUACUCCGAGCCUCGUCGAUGAGCCUGAUGACGAGAAGGGCCAGCUACUCGACAUUUGUAACAGCAACCCGCCUUGCAGUCUUCGUACUGGGGGUUACUAUAACUCAUGCGCACGGAGUUCAAUGGAGAUUUGUUUCGGAAGAUUGAAAUAUCAAACGCAGCCCGUGCCAACAACACACUCGCCCGACUUGCUUUUCCACGCUGAGCUUUAUGUCUUCGCCACCAAAUAUCUCGUGGAGCCUUUGCGCCAGCUCUGUGUCAGCUCCCUGUAUCGCGAUCUAGUUGCGGCUCGGGAACAGAAAAAGCCGGUCAGACUGAUUCUCGAUCUAUUAGCGUACACUUACGCGCAUACCAGCACUGUGGAGCCGGCCGGAGUGUCACCACUUCGCGAGUUGGUUACUCUCUUUGUUGCUGGUAAUGCGAAUUUGUUGUAUCAAGAGGAACGUUUCAAAGAAAUUUUGAGAGACAACAGCGAGUUUGGUCUGGUGCUCAUCCAACUUCUCUGUCAAGUGUGA
Molecule: messenger RNA, 624 nt
Organism: Aspergillus melleus
Lineage: Eukaryota; Fungi; Ascomycota; Eurotiomycetes; Eurotiales; Aspergillaceae
Exons: 1
Coding region: 1-624 (207 amino acids)
Source: RefSeq, a predicted model, not a curated record